CUAGGCCGGUGUAGUCGUGUCAGUGUGUGUGUCUGUGUGGGUGUACAGUUAGCGCACGCGCACGCCCGUGCUACCCUUCAUUCAGCCGGGCCCUUCUGUUGCUGUUGUGUCACAAUCUAAUCUCGUACUGGACCUCGUAGAUUGCAGGAAUACACAGUAAAACAUGGCGUGGCCACUGGUGGCUUUUGCCCUGAUGUUGUCCACUUCCCAGGGAGUCUACGGCAUCUUCAACACCACCUCCAUCAUCAUACAUCCGGAGGGCUUUUCCAUCUAUCCCUGUCUGCAAGUGGACCAUAGAGAGCAGGAUAUUGACUCUGCGUUGAUGGGCUUGUGGUACGUGAUCGAGAUAAUUCAACACAAAGACGAGCCACAAAACCGAGGAACCAUGGUCUCAGACAUCUGUCCGAAGAUCUCUCUCUACAAAACAUCUCCCAAGCACAUCAAGCUAGUGUGGCAUGAGAGAGCAGGCGAUGUCCACUACACCUUCCAGCUGACGGACCCAGAAAACAGCGGAUUCUGGAUCACAUGGAGCUUGCAAAACGGUUCAAUGCUGAACAAAUCGUACAAACAGUUUGCCGGAAGUGUGCAAGUGAUUGAUGCGCAGCCAAACAGAAUGGUUCUGACGUUCUGUUCCAACACCAACAACAGGACGCACUACAGCAUCGUGAUGGUACGCAACAUCACCGUGCACCACGACACGCAAGAAAUCCACCGGAGUCUGCAGAACUACAGACUGCCUGAGGUAGGGACUCGUCUAACGUGUCGUGACCCGCCCGAACCCGACUCUGCGUCUCUGCGGUUGUCCUCGGCCAUGGUCGUACUGCCCGCUACGCUACUGCUACUCUCAAGACUGAUCUAACCUCGAUUAACUUUCACGUCAAGUUUCACCGUCUAUUGAUCAACAGGACUUCCUAGUCUCUGUGUUUGUAAAUAUUCGUCACCCAAAGACUUCUAAUGUUCGCUAUGUUGUUUAGAUUUUACAAUUUUUUACUUUUGUUGAUUUUAAAAUUGUAAUAUAUAGGUUGAUUUUUACGAGUUUGGAUAGAAUGGUCCAUAUUAAGAGACUUGAAAUCAAAAUUUUGGAUGUAAAUAGAACAAAUAUGUUCACAAUAUAACAGUUUGUGGUUCCUCGUAUUAGAAAGGAUAUGCAAUCCUGUUGUAAAUAGUGUUAGGUAUCACAUUCAAUGAAACCUGUAUCACCAAAGUGGCAAGCUUAAAUGAAGGCAGAUGAGGGCUGUGGAAAAGGAGUAACCAAAGAUUAUUCAACUCAAGCAGCAUCAAGUGUUUAGUUUUGAAAACAUGAAAGUACAUAAGAAGGAAAAGUAGCAAGGCAAAUUUGUUAGCAUAUUUAUAGUGGUUAUUCUCCUAAUUCUAAAAAAAUAUACUUGCUUCAAAAAGCUGUUAAUGUCAUAAAAUUAACCUUUAUGUUUAAAUCAAUUAAAUAUGUUAUAUUUACAAACUAACAUCAUCAUUUACUCCUAAAAAAGUGUCCCUAAUAUUUUUUACAUAAGUCACGUGGUGUUUUAAAUGCUCUUUUUAGCUGUAACUAUAACUAUUUGAAAAUUCUUUUACUAUGACCUUAUGUAGGGUUUAUACAUGUUAAUAUAGCUUCUAUGUAAUAUAAAAUGUAAGAUAAAGUUUCUUAGAUUAAUUAUAUGUAUGUUCUUUAACUGUAAUGUUCUAGUAUUGUAGAUUAGUCAUAGGUUUUAAUUUGUUUAUAUUUCACAUUCCAUUAAAUUUUAUUUUUUACAUAAAAAUAUUUUGUAUACUUUAAUUUUAUUAGAAGUGAAUCCUAACUUCUGUGUAAGUUGUUAAUUUUCCUUUAUUUGUUAGGUGCAAACAAUCAGGCAACCCUUUUAAAAAUAACAAACAGAAUUUAAACAUACAACACUUUUCAAUAAAGGAACAGCGAGAGUGUUACUACUUUCAAUAGCUUGCAAAAAACCAUAUUCAAUAUCACUAAUACAUUAACAUUCCCAACCGAUUGGGGAUACAGCUGGUGUAGCGGUUGGAGUGCCAGACGUUGGUUCUGAGAAAUAAGGUUAAAAUGUUGCCAAUCAUCAUUGGUUUUUGGCAAUGUUAUCAGUUCUUUGAAGAGUGCAUGUUUUCAGCUGGAAAUGGAUGCAAGGUGAUUGUAGAGUGGAGAGAUGAUAUGUGAAGCUUCAGCUGUUUCAUGGUUUAGGAUUAUUGAUUAGAAUCCCAAUGAUAAAGAUCAGCGAAGUUACUGACUUUGAAUAGAUACUGUCACCUGUACCAUAGACAAAAAUAAUUAAAUAUAGACCGUCAGCUGUGCUGCGGUUACCAUAGGUUCUGGCACACAUCGCUUGGAGUGCCAUGUAGUUACGCCGAACGUGCUACGUAACUACAUGGCACUCCCAGCGGUGUGCGCCAGAACCUAUAGUAACCUCAGCACGGCUGAUAGUCUAUAUUUGAUUCUAUUUGUCUAUGCCUGUACGCUCCAAACCCUCCUUAAGCUGUAUGUCCAAAUGUGAAACAAAAAAGAAGUCUCUCAGACCAAGGGAACUUCCUCUAUGUCAGGGAUAUCAAUGUUAACUUAUGAAAAUAAUAAAUGUUUUUGUACUAUCAUUUUAUUUCAAACCACAAUAUUGAACACACUAAUAUUUAACACUAUAAUGUACUAAAAUAAGUGUUUAUUCUCAAAUAAAAGUGUUGUACAGUUAGAUGACUGUAUAUCUUUAGUCAAUGGUAAAGCAAAUGGCGAUCAUCAACUUAACUGUGAAUUUUCAGAGCUUCCACCAUAGCAUAUUGUUUGGUACAAAAACAGAAUUUGUUUUUUCUAACUAAAUUAAAAAGAAGUCUAUAUACAAAAUAGUUAUUUAGCAAAACGACUUUCAAUAUUGAACUUAGGGAGAUAGGAAAUUUAUAUUAUUACCUUUAGGCAGAUAGUUUUUCUAUUUAGUUUUUGUAACACACGAUAGUCAUACAUUUAUAGUACCUACUGUAAUCAAAUAGAAUAUUUAAUCAUUACACAGUCAGUUCAAUAAGUAAGCUAUACUUUUAAAAAGCUCUGCCAAUCUUGAAAUUAUCAACAGCUUUCCAUGAAACCUAAAUCACUAGUAUGAUAAGUAAUGGAAACUGUAUGUAAAAAAAUUACCAAACAAUUUUCCAGCUUUAAGAUGUCUAGCUUUGAUAAUAGUUUUUCUUCUUCAUAACUGUAGGCCUAUAGUCUCAUUCAUGCUUAAAAAAUGUCACAUUAUUAAUUUUAUAUUCAUAACAUAAACAAUUCUGUUUAUAACAUAAAAUUUAUUCUUGUAGUUAUGUUAAAUACGUAAAAUAGAUAUUAUUUCAAUAAAUAACCCAUAAAAAUCUAUUUGUAAUGUUUAUUCAAAUUGCAAAAUACUGAGCUAAAAAUUCAAGGUAGGUAUUUAUAAUUCCAAAUACAAAAUCUUAUUAUGAAAUUAAAUC
Macrosteles quadrilineatus (aster leafhopper) is the source of this 3426-nucleotide messenger RNA. RefSeq lists its product as uncharacterized. NCBI's taxonomy places the organism in Eukaryota, Metazoa, Arthropoda, Insecta, Hemiptera, Cicadellidae. Bases 164 to 859 code for a protein of 231 amino acids. The transcript has 4 exons. The record is from RefSeq and is a predicted model, not a curated record.